Messenger RNA from Formica exsecta, 1314 nucleotides. It is a transcript of the gene Sec22, whose product is annotated as vesicle-trafficking protein SEC22b. The transcript has 5 exons. The record is from RefSeq and is a predicted model, not a curated record. Gene Ontology annotation, molecular function: SNAP receptor activity. Lineage: Eukaryota; Metazoa; Arthropoda; Insecta; Hymenoptera; Formicidae. Gene Ontology annotation, biological process: vesicle fusion with Golgi apparatus; retrograde vesicle-mediated transport, Golgi to endoplasmic reticulum; endoplasmic reticulum to Golgi vesicle-mediated transport. Gene Ontology annotation, cellular component: ER to Golgi transport vesicle membrane; SNARE complex; Golgi membrane. Bases 268 to 909 code for a protein of 213 amino acids.
UUCUUUCGUUUUAUUUUAUUUCGGGUCAAAUAAGAAUGAUCGUCAUCGAACGAGGGGAUUGCCGAUUUCCCGUCCGAUGGAAAUUUGCACGGGGAUCGAUCGACCGAUCGACUGACGUGGUACGUCGAGAGUGGACGAGAAUCCGGCCACAUCGGCGAUUAGUUUCGCGCGAAUGGCCUGUGGAGGUCGCAGAAUUGUGCGACGAAUUGUAAUAAAAAUUUUUUCUCUGCCGUCUCGUACGAAAAUCGGUGAUAAAAUCUUGACAAGAUGGUCUUGUUUACGAUAAUCGCGAGGGUAGCAGACGGCCUGCCGCUGGCGGCCACCAUGCAGGAUAACGAACAGGAUGGUAAAAAUAUUGUAGAGUAUCAGAACCAAGCAAAGAUGUUGUUUAGAAAACUAGGUCCACAGUCUCCUACAAGAUGCACUCUAGAAACUGGACCUUAUCUUUUCCAUUAUUUAAUUGAAAAUGAAGUAUGUUAUUUGGUAUUAUGCGAAAGAAAUUACAGUACACGUAUAGCAUAUAAUUAUCUGGAAGAUAUUGCGCAAGAAUUUCAUGUUCAAUAUGGUAAACGUGUAAAUACAGUAACUAGGCCUUAUACCUUCAUUGAAUUUGAUACAUAUAUCCAGAAAGCUAAGAAGAUUUUCUCAGACAGUAGAUCACGUAGGAAUUUGAAUACCCUUAACAGCCAAUUACAAGAUGUGCAAAGAAUCAUGGUACAAAAUAUUGAUGAUGUUUUACAAAGGGGUACCGUACUCUCAGAAUUGGAUACAAAGACACAAAAUCUAUCCAUGCUGUCGCAAAAGUAUAAAAAAGACGCGAAACAUCUAAAUAGCAAAUCAAUGUAUGUGAAAGCUGUUGCUGGCCUUGUUGCAUUUUUGGUAUUCCUGUUGUAUUUCUUUAUUCUCUAGUUAAACAAUACAGACAAAAGAUUGUUUUAGAAUAUUUAUCAAAGAUAUUUCAUUUCCAAGGACAGAAAAAUUUUGCUCAUCUCAUCCAUAAUUAUACAAUAUUUAUGACUAAUAUCCGUUUAUACUUAUAAAAAAGAAAAAAGUUAAACUGAAAGUCUCGGAAAUGUAACUGUACCAAUGUAUCUAAAGUAAUUUAUAUCAAAAUUAUGUUUAUAAAAGUAUAAUAGAGUAAAUUAUGUUUAAAGUAUAUAAUUAUAAAAUAUUCAAUUUUUUAACACUGCGCAAUGACAAAAACAAAAUUAAUAAAUUUUGUCAUAAUGUAUAAAUGAAUAGAUAUAUAGAAUUUUUACUACAUCAUAUUUCUGUUCGAGAGUCUCGUUUUAAUAAUCUUAUAAAAAAAAAAAA